Messenger RNA from Populus nigra (black poplar), 576 nucleotides. RefSeq names its product DNA-damage-repair/toleration protein DRT111, chloroplastic-like. The coding region runs from base 1 to 576 and encodes 191 amino acids. Gene Ontology annotation, biological process: mRNA cis splicing, via spliceosome. The record is from RefSeq and is a predicted model, not a curated record. Gene Ontology annotation, cellular component: precatalytic spliceosome. Lineage: Eukaryota; Viridiplantae; Streptophyta; Magnoliopsida; Malpighiales; Salicaceae. The transcript has a single exon. Gene Ontology annotation, molecular function: nucleic acid binding.
AUGCUACCCGAUGAGGUGGCUCCGCAACCGGAACUGGUAGUGGUGAAUUCGGUGGUUGUUGAGGAGUAUGAUCCAGCCAGGUUGAAUGAUUAUGAAGAUUAUAGGAGGGAGAAAAAAAAGAAGGCGAUGGAAGCAGAGAGGCUGAGGGAGAUUGAGAGGAGGAGGCAAGAGGAGGAGAAGGAGAGGGAAAGGGAGAAGGAUAGGGACAGGGAUAUGAAUAUUUCUAGGGAGGAAGCGUGGAGAAGGCGUGUUGCCAUGAGUGGAGGUGUUCUUAGGAGUUCUUCGCCACCUAGGAAUGGGGAUGGGUUUAGUAUUGGGACGUCAGGGACGGUAGGGUUGGGAGUUGGUGAUGGUGGACAAAUGACUACGGCGCAGAGGAUGAUGGCGAAGAUGGGGUGGAAGGAAGGGCAAGGAUUGGGGAAACAGGAGCAAGGGAUUACGACACCAUUGAUGGCAAAGAAGACUGAUAGGAGAGCUGGGGUUAUAGUGAAUGCUAGCGAGAAGAAGGUGAAGAGUAUGAAUUUCAAUGGAACUCCUCCAACUCGGGUUUUGCUCCUUAGGCAAGAGGUGCAAUAG